AUGCAGCCGAUACUCUCUACCAGACCACUAGAUAAAGUACUGGUCGAUUUUUAUGGUCCCCUUCCCACUGGAAUGUUUCAAUUCACAUAUAUCUUCGUCGUCAUGGAUAAUUUCACUCGGUUCGUCAAACUAUAUCCCCUCCGAAAGGCCAACGCCAAAAUUUGUAUUAAAAAAUUGACUACCGAUUAUUUUCCUACCUAUGGUAUUCCUAAAAAUAUUGUCUCUGAUCACGGUCGGCAGUUCAUCAGCCAACAUUGGCAAACUACAUUGAAGAAGUACAAAAUUCAGGUCACUCAUACUAGUAUCUACCACCCACAGUCUAACCCUGCGGAAAGAGUUAUGAGAGACCUUGGCCGUAUGUUUAGGACCUAUUGUCACUCCAAGCACUCUAACUGGCCCCAGUACGUUCCGUACAUUGAGUGGACAUUAAAUAACGUCUAUCACGAGUCCACUGCCCACUCUCCCUCAGAACUUUUCCUCAGAAAUGUACCACACAACCCCCUUUCACAAUUUAUACACUUUCCUAAUAAUGAUUUUCCCCCAAAUUAUAAACAUCAAUUAACCCUAGCCCAUGAAAUACAAUUAACAAAAUCCGAAGCCCGUAAAAAACGUCAUGAUAAAACAAUUAAUGCUCCCCUUUUUAAAAUUAAUGAUCUCAUUCUUGUAAAAACACACCGAUUAAGUAGUCAAAUUGACAAAAAAAUCUCAAAAUUUUUCCUUCUAUAUGAUAGUCCUUAUAAAAUUAAAAGUAUUAAGACUGUAAAUGCUUAUGAAUUAGUUGGUCCGGAGGAUGACACGCCACGAGGUACCCAUAAUAUUGUUCACCUAAAGCCGUACAAACCACCCACCAUGGUAACACCACCCUAG
Messenger RNA from Macrosiphum euphorbiae (potato aphid), 867 nucleotides. The record is from the annotation of a GenBank genome assembly. NCBI's taxonomy places the organism in Eukaryota, Metazoa, Arthropoda, Insecta, Hemiptera, Aphididae.